Chrysoperla carnea is the source of this 1527-nucleotide messenger RNA. RefSeq names its product disintegrin and metalloproteinase domain-containing protein 10-like. Gene Ontology annotation, molecular function: metalloendopeptidase activity. Gene Ontology annotation, biological process: membrane protein ectodomain proteolysis; Notch signaling pathway. Lineage: Eukaryota; Metazoa; Arthropoda; Insecta; Neuroptera; Chrysopidae. Gene Ontology annotation, cellular component: plasma membrane. The transcript is spliced from 7 exons. The coding region runs from base 1 to 1527 and encodes 508 amino acids. The record is from RefSeq and is a predicted model, not a curated record.
AUGAGUAAUAUUAAAAUAUCAGUUGUUAUGGACAAUAAAAAUGUUAACGAAACAAUGUUAAAACAUGGUGGAACAUUUGUCGAAGGUUUUGAUAUGAGAAAUCCAUUUACAAGUUUUGUAAACGGUUAUAUAUAUUGUAACUGUUUUUAUGGUCGAAUUCAACUUGAGCUUCAUAAUUAUUAUGUGGAACGUUUACAUAAGUUUCCUUCUAUUAUGAAACACAGUAAAAUUUCAGAUACAAAUUUAAGGAAAAAUUCGAGGUGUAAUUGUUCUUUAAGUAUUAUAUAUGAUGAACAGGAUUAUAUUGGUCCUAGAGGACAAUAUUAUGAAGGAAAUAUACCGCUGAAAACGUUAAUAGAAGUAGAUCAAUUUGAAUUAGUUAAUGAUUCAAUUUCAACUGAACUGUAUCAAAGACGUCGUGUUACCAGAAAAUUAAAUCAAGCGCCUGUCGGGAAAGUUUGUAGUGUUUUAUUAAUGGGCGACAAUACAUUUUUAUACAGAAUUGCACAAGGAGAUAUAAGUUUGGCAACACUUGAAAUGAUAUCAUAUUUACAAGAGGCUGAAACAAUAUUUCGAUGUACUGAUUUCAAUGGGGAUGGUAUUAGUGAUAACAUUGGUUUUAAAAUAAAAUCAUUUAUGAAUCAUGUAAUUGGAGUCAGCUUUACAGCUGCGGAUCGUGUAUCUCAAAGUGAACAACUUCAUGCUGGUGGUAUUUGUGAACGGCCUACAAUUGAAGGCAGUCACUUGAAUUUAUUGGCCAUUUCAACUGUUUUGGAUUCUGAAACUAGAUUAACACAAAGACUAAUACAAAUAGCACUUGCCCAUGAAAUUGGUCAUAGUUUUGGAAGUUUUCAUGAUCCAGACACAUCAGAAUGUGCAAAUUUUUUAAUGUCAGCAAGCAGUAAACCGGGAUAUAACCCAUCAAAUUUCAAAUUUUCAUCAUGCAGUCGCAGAAAUAUUGCACCAAUCAUAUCUAAGAAAUCCUAUGGUUGUUUGGAGCCCGAUGAUGAACCGUAUUGUGGAAAUGAAAUUAUUGAUAUAAAUGAAGAUUGCGAUUGUGGGCUUUAUACUAACUGUGUAGAAAAAGAUCCUUGCUGUUAUCCACGUGGUUCAGUGUAUCAAUGUCACGUCAAAAUUGAUAAACAAUGUCAUCCAUCACAAGGCUUAUGUUGUUUACCAACUUGCAUUUAUCGCGACUUGAAAUAUAUGGGAAUAGACUGUGGAAUAUCGACAUCGCCAAAACGAUGUCCUUGCAAUCAUACGAAUACCAAACGUUGUGCUUGUGGAUACUUUGGACAAUGUUUGGGCGAUGAAUGCCAUAGUAUUGAAUGUACACGGAUUGGUUUAACUGAAUGUGCUUGUUUGGAACCAGAAACAUCAUGUCGAUUAUGGAUUUACAGAGCAGAUUUAUUCACUGAAAGUAGAGUCUCGAAAAAGGGGGACGAACCUUUAAAAUAUCUAUAUCGUGAAGAAUAUUUGGAAAGUAACAUUUUAAGAAGAAUUAAUAUUUUGUAUAAUAAGGAAUAG